AUUUGUUUAAUAUAUAUUAAAUCGUGGUAAAAAAAUUCAAGUGUUACUAAGUAAAGAGAUAAUGAAGAUGCGCAUUUUGUUUAAACUGGAUUUUGAUGGAUAGUUUUCUUUGGAUCUACUUUUCAGUAGGCUAAUAAGUUUGAGAGAAAACAUAAUAUAAGUGACCUUUACGUUCAGGUUUAGGAAAAUACAAUAAAACAGUACAUGUGUAUAGGAAAAAUGAAUUUGAAUUACUGAAUAAUAUAGAUAUGAUUGAUUCAUGUUGGACUAUUUAGAAUAUGAUUGAAUAAUAGAAAUGGAAGAAACGAUACUUUGUUUUGUCGAAGCCCGCACAAAGUCUGCCAGGCACGUACCUCCUGAACUACUACAGCGACGAGAAUUGUAAACGCGUGCGGGGAUCAAUCGACCUCGAACAGUGUGCGGAAAUUAUCGAGCAUCUCGACUCCGACCAGUUUCAAUACCUGCUCGCGAUAAAGACGACCCAUAAGAGUAAGGAGCGGACGUAUUUUCUGGCAACUGAAACGGAGGAGCAAAUGUCGACGUGGGUACAAAACUUGUGCUCUGUCUGUGGAAUGAAACCAGAUGAGACAGAAGCAGAAAGUCCAAAGUCGCCACAUCGUGAAAAUCUCCCGUCUCGUUCUGUACAGUCGGUACAGCCUCAGUCUGGUAUUCCCGCCUCAGCUGUUGGAAUCAUGACAAAACCGCAGACCUUAAGCUCCACUGUUCCAGCUGUGCGAUCAUCGCCAUCGACACGCACCGUAACAACGUCUGUGUCAAAAAAUGUGAAACCAAAAUCUUCUGUGAAGCCUGCAAACCAACUAGAGGAGUACAUUCCCCUUGAAUCUUGCACUUCAGGCAAUAAGCCAAAACAGACAUUCAGACAGGAAAGUCUUAAUAGUGUGCCUGACGAAAUUGCUCCCCCUCCCCCUGGUUAUUCAUCAAAUCUUGACAAUGAUGUGUUCAGGGCGACGUAUGAUAUUCCUCCUAGACCUAGUAGUCUCGAGUCUGAAGAUUUAUACAAAGUUCCUCCAACUCGGCCACUUACAUCUAGUUUGGAACCGUACGAUAUUCCACCUCCAAGCAAAAGUAGCCCUAGUACACCACGUUCCUCUAGUAGUGAAAGCCAAAAAAUGGAUUCACAUUCGCAUACUUCACAAACUUACGACGUCCCGCCAAUGCGUGGGGAUGACGAACUAACCACUGAUGAUUUAUAUGACGUCCCACCCAGUCACAACCAAAAUAUUUCGCUGCACACCGUACCACCCAGUCGCCCACCAAAACCGGGACAUUUACAGCCUCCAGCCUGUAAUCAAGAGGCAUACAUGAAUAUUCCUACUAACAGUAAGGUAUUUACAGAAAAAUCAAAAGGCAAAAGUGUGGAUAUAAACUCUGUGGUUGCCCCUCCUCCUCAUUCGGGAAUGGUGCUUCCUACUUCGGAAAUGGCCAAUGUUGAUCUCAGCGAGAUGUACGAUUUCCCAAAGUCUUUAGACAAUCCUAGUGUUUCAAAUCUCUCAAAUGGUGAUUCCACGGAUAAACUCUUAAUGUCUACGCCACCUCCUCCGAGUGUUUGCAAUGCAGGCAUUGUGGAACAUAGAUACAUUAAUGCCCACAAGGGUGUUGUGGAACAACCAAGUGACAUGUACCUUCCAAUGGAUACUGUGCCAACUGGCCCUGUAUCGAAAGCUCGUAAAUCAAGCAGUACAGACAAUGAGGUAGAAUAUACUGAUAUGUCUGGUAAAAGUUCGUUUGAUGACUCUUUUGAGGGUCGACAGUCAAUAUAUGAUCAUCCUCCCCCGUCACGGCCUGCCAUACCUCCUCCAAGACCUGAUAAACCAACGGGAGCCCUCGGCGAAAAGCACGACACCUACUCAAUAUUCAGCACAGCACGCACCAGAAGUUUCAAAAAGAAAAAUGAAGAAUCACCGAGAGUCAAAAGAAAAAGCCCAUCAAAUGCGAGGCCAAAUCUCGUGAAUACAAACGUGCCACUACCACAGCGUGUGGAUCGACAUCCUGACUUCUCAACCAGUGAUGAGGAUGAUGAGGACAUGGGAUCACCGGAUGUAUGGGAGAACAUUCCACCUGCACCCGCCAACAAAGACACAGAGCUGAAAUAUGUCGACCUUGACCACGACGACGCGUCUGACAAGGAGCCGGUACGCUCUCCACACGCCACCACAGCACCGCCUGCACAUACAGAAUACCACGAGAUUGACUUUGUGAGGACUGAUGCCAUUCGAACAUUGAAAGAAACUGUUACGGAAGAGAGAAAACUUGAAAAGAUUAAUACUUAAUAGUUUUCAUGCCGACAGGUUGAUUGUGUUAUGUACGGUAUACUGAGUAGUCAUAUUUGUGAUUUUUGUCACAAUUUAAGCUGCUUUCACAUGAAGGAAUUUUGCCAGGUGAAAUAAAUUGUAUUAUUAUAGAUUAUACAUAGAUGGAUUUGUUUUCAAGAAUUGAAAAAAGGAAUGUAUGGUGUGAUAUUUAACGAAGGACCAUAAAGUCAAGAGUUUUGAUGUCAAUGUGUCAGAUUUAGCAUAAUAUAGACUCGAUGUUAAAUGAUACAUUUGUGAGUGUAAAAGACCCAUUUCCUCAGUCGUGGGAAAGAUGUAACUUAAGAUGUUUUGCUACUCAUGAUUAAAGGUGUCUGUGAAGCUUUAUGUGAUAACUAAAUGCAGGGUGUCAAUAACUUGCUACCAUAACUUGUGUUAACAUUUGUUUUUUUUUCAAUUUUGAAGAUCAACUAACAGUACACUGCAGCUGGGUUAUGUAAUCAAGGUACUUAAAUUUUCAAAUGCUAAUAUGCUAGGAUAGGUGAUAUACUGAAGAAAAAUUGUGAGAAAAUCAAGUGAGUUUUUUUUUCGUUUUCAAAAUAUGAAUUUCAAGAUCUUAAAUUUAAUUCAUCCAAAGCGAGGGCGAAUUUUUUUUGGUCAAAAACUUGAUAUUAUUUUAAGUAAGCAGGCAAUCAUCUUAAUAAUCUUCUGUAUAACUAGAUGUACAAUAUUCAGUAACAUUUUGUAACUUUGUCACCUGCAUUGCAUGGCCGAUACAUAGAAAUCAUGUUUACUCACGGUGGUGUUAUUUACUGUGGCAUCACUCCUUCAUGUCCACUCUUUAAUUUAAGCUGCAUAGCAAAGCAGUCAAAUAAGAAUCAUGUUUUCUUACGGUGGCAUUGCUAUUGAAUGAAGCAUCAUACUUUUUCAUGUUCGCAUUAAAGUGACACUCGUAUUUAAAAUUAAUACAAGCACAUGUAUAACAAACAUAAAUUUUGAGUGAUUAACCUUUAACUACAUACUAAGUAAUGCAUUAAUGGAAAAUAUUAAUAACUGAUAACAAUAUUGUAACCGUGUAUUUAAUAAUGAAAACUCACAAAUAUAAAAUCUAAUUGGGUACUAAAAGAUUAGCAGUGAUCAACUAUUGUCUCAUAAGGUAGAAAUACCAUGUUUUCUGCAUUUUUCUUCAAAUUUAAAAAGAGUAUCCUUCAUAAGAACCAUUGUUUUUGAUAUGUUUUCAACCUUUUAGGUAAAUUAAAACAUUGUAUUAAUUCUUGUACGUCUUAUUUGGGAGUAAGAGUGCAUCUUUAAUAUUUAGGAAUAUCAAUUAAAUAAACUUGUAUGUUUUCUAAUUGAUUUCGGAUCUGAAGAAGCAUGUUAUUAGACCAACCGAUGAAGCAAUUGGCAUUCUACUGAUCAGCAGUGAAUUGUGUUAAACUGGUUAAGUCUUUGGUUUGAUUAAAGUUGGCCAAAAUAUUUGUUGAUUGGUCAAUAUUUAUUCAAAAAUCAAUAUUAACCAAUCAAAUCAUUUAAAUGUGCAAACUAGCCUUAAGAUAACCUGUUGACAACUUAUCCAAGUUUUAUACAACUAGCUGCAGUAAUGAUGUAAAUAUUACAUCAAGAGAUAUAAAAUAAAAUGCCAACAAUAGAUCAUAUGAUAGGAUAUUUUAUUGAGGCACAAAAAUGAAUUUUAUUCACAGAGCUUGUUGUUUCCUAAGUUGUAGCCUUUCUUUAAAAGGAUUUUGUUUAGAGUAUUGCCUAUACCAACACUUCUUUCAUGUGUCCUUCCUUCCCUGUAAAUGUUAUGUUAUGGAUAGAUGUGGUGCAACAAGAAAAAGCCAUACUUCCAGGAUUCGUAAGAUUAUUUUGUUGUUUGUGUAUAUUUUGAUAAAAAGGCAAGCAUCUUUGAUUCCAAAUUAUGUAUUGAAUCUGUAGAUAUAUAUUAUCCUUGAUUGUGUUUUUCAUGUUAGUAAUUUUUAGCUUGUCUAAGAAAAAAAGUUGAGGCAUUUUCAUAACCUUGGUGACCUCGUCAUUUGUGUUGUUGUGCAAAUACUUAAACAUCGGCCAUUACUCAAAAAACAUUCAAGAUAUUCAUAUGGAACUUGGUACACAUGUUGCCAGAGAUAAUUAGAGCAUGUAUACUAAGGCCCAUUACUCUGCCUUAUUGAAUAUUGAGUUAUGUCCUUCGUUUAUAUAAAAAACCAAAAAACAGACUAGCGUUGGUGUUUGCUCUGGGGUGCUCUUGAUAAUGAUCUAAUUUAAUUUAUUGAAAAGUAAUACUUCAUUAUAUGUAUAAUGAACAGAGACUGUCAGAUGUUGGUUUAACAUUUACCACUUAGUACUUAAUUAUUAUCUUUUCAUUCAAGAUAUUUGAAAUGGAUGGAACUUGGUACACAUGUUUCUAGAGACAAAUCCACACAGCAAGGCAGAUAACUCUUCAUAAUUGUUGAGUUAUACUCCCUUUUCAUUUAAUACAACGGACAUGCGUUCCCUCUGCAGCGCUUAGACUUGUUCAUUUCAUUUUAAGCCUGUCAGAGACUAGAUAGAAUACACAGUUAUAUUAGGGCAUAUUUAUUCAAUAACUUAUGUUUCAUUCUGGUCGUAGUUUAAAUAUUAUUAUGAGUUGAAAUAGUUAAUUUUAUUCAUUUUUUGUAGACUAUGGAGUCAAGCUCCAAAAUAGUAUGUUCAAACCUUUUUAUACCUUGUUUGCUCAAUUUGACUUACAGAACAAGACUUUAGAAUAGCAGAUGUUAAAAUGAUUUUAAUUCAUUGCAUAAUAAAGUUGGUUUUAAAAAUACUUGUUAUCUGGGAGCCAUUUCAUUAAGAAUGUGCAGUUUUGUACUGUGACGUUGAAGGUCGCUGUAAUGUGACGUUGAAGGUCGCUGCACUGUGACGUUGAAGUUCGCUGUACUGUGACGUUGAAGGUCGCUGUAGGGUGACGUUGAAGGUCGCUGUACUGUGACGUUGAAGGUCGCUGAACUGUGACGUUGAAGGUCGCUGUAUUGUGACAUUGAAGGUCGCUGUAUUGUGACGUUGAAGGUCGCUCCUUGAACUCCAAGCAGUGUUACUGCCCUUACUGAACAGUUAUCACUGCCACCAUGCAAAUCACAUGACUUUGAAUAGAUAUCACAGGAUACAAGGAUUAAGAUUGUAAAUUUUGAAAGUUAUUGCAUAUUUCAACCCCCAUUCACCUUAAAUAAUUGAAAUGUUAUAAAAACUAUAUACCCAAAAUUUAUAAAAGAUAUCAUACAGUAUAGCUGAAAUCCAUAUAUACUCUCUCGUGGUGGCAGAGAUCUAUUCUGCUUCUCAGGGGAAACCACUCCAUAGGAGAUUGGUAUCUCCUAAUUACAAGACCGCUCCUAGGAAUCUUAAUGAAAUGGUCCCGUGAAGUUAAGGGUAAUGUAUAUGCAUAGAAAAUAGGGAGUUUUAGUGAUAGUUUAUUUUAUCUAACUGCAACAGAGUUGGUAACAUUAAUAUGUUGAUUUUAUGUAAAUUUAAAUUUUUAACCAUUUUCUUUUAUUUUCCCUGAUUUAUUUGUUUUUAUUGAAAGAUAAUGUUUAACAAUCUUUUAAUGCUUUAAAUAGUGUGUAUUUUAUGUUAAUAAAUAAUUUUGUUAAUUAAACCUGGUAUUGUUCAGAUAAUUUUAUGGCAUGGAUACGUGAUUAUUUCAUUGUCAUAAUUAUGAUUGAGGAUGUUAAAAUCGUAUUUCUACGCAUUGAAUAUUAUCUAACUGGUCCUCAACAAUAAUUAUUCAGUGUGUUUUUAUGUAAUAUGUAAGAUUGUGCUGUAAAUUGGAACUACAAUCACUUCAUAUACCUGUUUGUCAUACUUAAUCUAGAAAAAAAUGCAUGUAUCUGAAUUGAAAAUAAAAUCAAAUCAUGGCUGCUACUAACAAAUCUGAUAAUUGAUUCAACUUGUAGAUUUAUUAAUUAUUUAAUUAAUAUUCAAUAAUUAUGUUGUUGUUUUUUUCAUUUGACUGAAUUUAGUAAAGCUGAUGAAGUGAUUUUAAGUUUACUGUGACUUAGAUCAUAUUUUAACAAUGUUUAUUUGAUAUGUAUGUCAGUUUGACAAAUUCAUUUUAAAGCUAUCUAAGCUGUUGAAUUCUAAGCCAAAAAAAUCUAAUUUGUAUAUGUUUAUAUGAUUUUACCGGUAUUUAUACUGCGGUAUUUUAUCUUUGAUGUGCCAAUUUUUCUGUCAAAAUGAAAUGUAUUCAAUCAAUGUACAAGAUGCUGUAAAAUUAGUUAGGCUUUUAUUAAUUGGGUUCGGGUGGUGAAAAUGAAUGCGGUGUUCUACGUACUUCAGUAUUUAUUGACGCUUAUUAUUGUUUUCAUUUUACUGGAUUUGUAGAAACGGUUGAGGAUUUUAUCACUCUGACCAAUUUUGAUUGACUGUUUUGUUACCAUGGAAAUGCUACCAGUAAUUGUUAUACUUGUAGAUACAUGUAUGUGAAACAGUUUUGAAAUUUCCUUGGCUUGCAAGAUUUGUACUUUUUAUAUCGCCUGAAACAGAUAUUUGAUUCAUUUUAUGGUAACAUGCAACCUUGUUCAAUACCAAUUACAGAGACAAAACAAUGUUUUUCUUUUCUGUUUGAAUAACAUGGUGUGCUUUAAAGACAUUGAAGAUUUUAUUGCUCACAGAUAAACCUAUCCAGCUAAAUAUGUGUGAGGAUUGAGUGCAUUGUUUAAAUGUGAACAUUGCAUUACCUUGUUGACUGAAAAUGAGUCUUAAUACCUAUAUUCAAACUUGGAUUUGCGACUUAAUUCCUUGGCUACUAAUAUUACUUGGUUGCAAGCUUAAUUCCUUGGUCACUGACUUAAUUCUUUGAUUUCCAACAUAAUUCCUUGGUCACCAACUUUAUUUCUUGGUUACUGACUUUAUUCCUUGGUUUCUGACAUAACUCCUUGGUUGCCAACUUAAUUGCUUGGUUACUGGCCUUAUUCUUGGUUACUGACAUAAUUCCUUGGUAGCCAACUUUAUUGCUUGGUUACUGGCCUUAUUCUUGGUUACUGACAUAAUUCCUUGGUUGCCAACUUUAUUGCUUGGUUACUGGCCUUAUUCUUGGUUUCUGACAUAAUUCCUUGGUUGCCAACUUUAUUGCUUGGUUACUGGCCUUAUUCUUGGUUACUGACAUAAUUCAUUGGUUGCCAACUUUAUUGCUUGGUUACUGGCCUUAUUCUUGGUUACUGACAUAAUUCAUUGGUUGCCAACUUUAUUGCUUGGUUACUGGCCUUAUUCUUGGUUACUGACAUAAUUCAUUGGUUGCCAACUUUAUUGCUUGGUUACUGGCCUUAUUCUUGGUUACUGACAUAAUUCAUUGGUUGCCAACUUUAUUGCUUGGUUACUGGCCUUAUUCUUGGUUACUGACAUAGUUCCUUGGUAAGCAACAUUAUUCCUUACUGAUACUGAGUUAAUUCAUUGGUUACUGACUUUAUUCCUUUGUAACUGAUAAAAUUUCUUGGUUAGUGACUUUAUUGCUUGGUUACCAACGUAAUUCAUCUGUUACUGACUUGAUUCCUUGGUUACUGAAGUAAUUUCUUGGUUAGUGACUUUAUUGCUUAGUUACUGACUAAUUCAUCGGUUACUGACUUUAUUCCUUGGUCACUGACAUUAUUCCCUAGUUACCAACAUCAUUCCUUGUUUAUUGACUUUAUUCUUUGGUUACCAACACAAUUCCUUGGUUACAGACUUUACUUCUUGGUUAAUGACUUGACUCCUUGGUUACCAACAUAAUAUCUUGGUUUCUGACUUUUUCCUUGGUAACUGAUAUAAUUUCUUCAGGAUUCCUUAUGCUAAUAAGUCAGAAUAUCCACAGUACAUCAAGUUUGUGCCAUUACAAUGACUGUUCUCUAUAUUUUUGGGAAGUUUUAAGAUUUAAUAUUUAUUUAAAACUUACACUCUUGAUACCUAUUGAUAUAAAUUAAUGUAAUAGGACAAAUGAUGUAUAUUUUGUUGAUAAGUUUGUACAAUAAGCUUCCUUGAUUUUAAUCUUUAUUUCAGCAAAAACUUCAGCAAAAUGUCAUUAAUUUUAAACUAAAAAUAAUCUUGACAAUUAAUGCCAAACAAGCGUGGUUCAUUUUAAAUUAAAAUUGAGUUGUUGGGUAUUUUUACACAAAUUUAGAAAAUGCAUUGGUGUGAACUUAAUAACCCUGCCAUCUUCUAUUGAAACAGGGUUAAUGAUUAAAUUGUAUUGUAUAGUAUUUCAACACCAUUCUUGGCGCUGAAACUUGAUAUUUGUUUGCUGAAAUUAAAUUAAUAUGAAGUCUCAUUUCCAUUUAAGAGGCUGAUGAGUUUACCAAACAAGUAUAGAAAUAAAUGUACUUAAUUCUUACACACUAAAGAGGCAUGUGCAUUUUUACCUGUAUAGAAAAAAGAUCUUGACUAAGGUAGCCGACCCACAAAUGUUCGAAUUUUGGAUUCCAGGAUACUCUAUAUUAAUUUUGUAUCAUAAUGGAAGGGAUUUGAGUGUAGAAAAAGUAAAUGUUGACACUUUAUGUAAAACAAUAGAACAGACCAGUCUUGUUGGCGUUCAAAGAUUGCAAACUAUGUUAUUUAUCACCACUUGCAGUUAGAAUAAAAGCAAAUAUACAAACUGUAAUAACUUUAAAGUAGAUUUGCUUUUGGUCAUUUAUUUUACAUAUAAGUAAUCACCAACCAAGUACCUUCCAUAACUAUGGUGUCACCAGACAUUUAAAAUUAACUAGUGUUUAAUGUUAAUGAAGCUAUUAGAGAACUUGUUUAUUUCUGGAUGGGAUUCCUUAAUGUUUUGUUGGUUUUAUGAUUUUUUUGUGUGUUUUAUUUAACAUUUUUUACACCUGUAUAGAGCAAUAAAGUGUUUUGUUAACAUUUUUCUUUAUUUGAAAUACCUUUUUCAUACUAUUUGUAUUUUUAUGUUUUUAAGGAAAUGAUAAAUACUUAAUAAAUUUGUAAAAUAAUAAUGUAAUAUAUAAUGAAAAGAUUGUAAACAUUGUUAUGCUUUUUAAAACUGUUAUAUAUAUUUAGCUUUUAUCGAUUAUACAAUUUCAUUUUAAUAAAUGAUAUUCUUUUUAUGAAGGAA
Mya arenaria is the source of this 9324-nucleotide messenger RNA. RefSeq names its product GRB2-associated-binding protein 1-like. NCBI's taxonomy places the organism in Eukaryota, Metazoa, Mollusca, Bivalvia, Myida, Myidae. The record is from RefSeq and is a predicted model, not a curated record. The coding region runs from base 534 to 2291 and encodes 585 amino acids. The transcript has 6 exons.